This is a messenger RNA of Saimiri boliviensis boliviensis (Bolivian squirrel monkey), 945 nucleotides long. RefSeq names its product olfactory receptor 10A6. NCBI's taxonomy places the organism in Eukaryota, Metazoa, Chordata, Mammalia, Primates, Cebidae. The record is from RefSeq and is a predicted model, not a curated record. Gene Ontology annotation, molecular function: G protein-coupled receptor activity; olfactory receptor activity. Gene Ontology annotation, biological process: G protein-coupled receptor signaling pathway. Gene Ontology annotation, cellular component: membrane.
AUGAAAAGACAAAAUCAAAGCUCUGUGGUUGAAUUCAUUCUCUUGGGCUUUUCUAACUUUCCUGAGCUCCGGGGGCAGCUCUUUGGGGUUUUCCUGAUUAUCUACCUGGUGACCCUGAUGGGAAAUGCCAUCAUUAUAGUCAUCAUCUCCCUGGACCAGAGCCUCCACGUUCCCAUGUACCUGUUUCUCCUGAACUUAUCUGUGGUGGACCUGAGUUUCAGUGCAGUCAUUACGCCUGAAAUGCUGGUGGUCCUGUCUACUGAAAAAACUAUGAUUUCUUUUGUGGGCUGUUUUGCACAGAUGUAUUUCAUCCUUCUUUUUGGUGGGGCUGAAUGUUUUCUCCUAGGAGCAAUGGCUUAUGACCGAUUUGCUGCAAUUUGCCAUCCUCUGAACUACCCAGUGAUUAUGAAUAAAGGAGUUUUUAUGAAAUUAGUUGUAUUUUCAUGGGCCUUAGGUUUUAUGUUAGGUACUGUGCAAACAUCAUGGGUAUCUAGUUUUCCCUUUUGUGGCCUUAAUGAAAUCAACCAUAUAUCUUGUGAAACCCCAGCAGUGUUGGAACUUGCAUGUGCAGACACGUUUUUGUUUGAAAUCUAUGCAUUCACAGGCACCUUUUUGAUUAUUUUGGUUCCUUUCUUGUUGAUCCUCUUGUCUUACAUUCGAGUCAUGUUUACCAUCCUGAAGAUGCCCUCAACUACUGGGAGACAAAAAGCCUUUUCCACCUGUGCCUCUCACCUCACAUCUGUGGCCCUGUUCUAUGGCACAGCCAGCAUGACUUAUUUACAGCCCAAAUCUGCCUACUCACCAGAAACCAAGAAACUGAUGUCACUGUCAUACUCACUUCUGACACCUCUGCUGAAUCCGCUUAUCUACAGCUUGCGAAAUAGUGAGAUGAAGAGGGCUUUGAUAAAGUUAUGGCGAAGGCGAGUGGUUUUACACACGGUCUGA